Papaver somniferum (opium poppy) is the source of this 874-nucleotide messenger RNA. Its product is annotated as protein slowmo homolog. Gene Ontology annotation, biological process: phospholipid transport. The transcript has a single exon. Gene Ontology annotation, cellular component: mitochondrial intermembrane space. The coding region runs from base 122 to 679 and encodes 185 amino acids. NCBI's taxonomy places the organism in Eukaryota, Viridiplantae, Streptophyta, Magnoliopsida, Ranunculales, Papaveraceae. Gene Ontology annotation, molecular function: phosphatidic acid transfer activity. The record is from RefSeq and is a predicted model, not a curated record.
CCAAAUUCUUGUUCGGCACUAAAACAUUUGGGGAAUUUUUGAGAACUCCACAGAAACCCCUCUUUCAUUUAAUCUUUCCUGCAGAAAUCAACAGAUUGAGAGAGAGGGAGAGAGUUUGGAGAUGGUGAAAGCAUACACACAAGAACAUGUAUACAAGCAUCCAUGGGAAAGGGUAACAUCAGCAGCAUGGAGGAAAUUUACAGAUCCAGAAAACAAGAGAAUCUUACCACAUAUACUUGAAGUUGAUACAUUGAAUAGGAAACUUGAUUCAAAAGCUGGGAAGUUUUAUACAACAAGGGCGAUAACAGUUCAUGCACCAGGGCCAUGGUUUAUUAGAAAAAUUCUAGGUCAAGAUAUUUGUCAUUGUGUUGAAUCAACUGUUGUUGAUGCUAAAUUAAAGACUAUGCAACUUACUACUACCAAUGUUAGUUUGAAGAAAGUCUUAGAAGUUGAAGAGAAGGCUGUUUAUGAACCUCAUCCUGAUAAUCCAUUGUGGACUCUUGCUAAACAGCGAACUAGUAUUAAGAUUAAGCCAUUUUCAGCUUUAGCUUCAAUGGCUGAAAAGGUUGAACAAAAAUGUGCUGACAAGUUUUUGCAGAACAGUGUUAAAGGAAGAGAAGUUAUGGAGAGGAUUUGUAAGUAUCUUGAAUCUGAAAAGUCACCUGGGAUUUCUCUUUAAUCUGUUAGUUUACCUUCUUUUUGGUAUCCCUAAUCUUUCACUUUUAGGGGUUUUUUGUUGUUCGAUUUUGGUAGAAUUUUGGGUGUAAUAAUUUGGUGUAAUUACAUGAUCCUCUCAAUUGUAGAGGGUUUAACUUAAGAAUUAGACUUUUUUUUCUCAUGCUAAUGAUAUUUAGUUUUGAAAUUUUGGGUUUCA